Peronospora belbahrii is the source of this 708-nucleotide messenger RNA. The record is from the annotation of a GenBank genome assembly. Lineage: Eukaryota; Oomycota; Peronosporomycetes; Peronosporales; Peronosporaceae.
AUGUGGAAUGAACGUGCUCAGGAGGAUUGCUCUAGCUGGAUGAAUCAGGUAUUAGCCAUCAAAGGUUGCCGUGUGACUGGCCACCUUGUCACCUGGUUCUUAAAUGGUGGUAAUGCUACUCAAACCAAAUCUUUAAGUUCCGGUGGCAGUGGAUUUGGUGGUGGUUCGCUUGGCACCUUUGCCGAACGUGCAGUCAUCAAUGAUAUAAAAAGUAAGCAGCUCGGUUUUGGCCAGAAGCCCGAUUACAUCACUGUGAAAGGAACGGUGAACUUCAUUAAGCAUGAUACUGGCAUUUACUACCAGGCUUGUCCGAAGUGCCAGAAGAAGGUUGUGGCUGAUGUAGCACAGAACUACACGUGCGAGAAAUGCCAAACUUCCUACAGCACUUGCGAGAAUCGCUAUAUUCUUUCGGUGAUGAUGCUGGAUCACACAGCCAGCACAUGGACAACCUGCUUCAAUGACCAAGGUAAGGUGGUGAUGAACGGCCGUACCGCGGAUGAAAUUGGCGAACUUCGUGACACGAACUUAGCACUAUUUGAGUCAACUUUUAAGGAAGCGUUGUUCAAGCAGUAUGUGUGCCGGCUUCGAGUGAAAGCUGAAAACGUACAGGAGGAACUUCGUGUCAAGGCAGGUGUUGUGAGCAUAGAACCUGUCAACUUUGUGCAAGAAUCGAAGGACCUGCUACAAGCAAUCGCGCAGUACAAUUAA